Molecule: messenger RNA, 3077 nt
Organism: Heterobilharzia americana
Lineage: Eukaryota; Metazoa; Platyhelminthes; Trematoda; Strigeidida; Schistosomatidae
Source: the annotation of a GenBank genome assembly
GGGCCAUGUAGUAAUGACCAAUCAGAACAACGACAGUUAACGCUUUAUCUCCCUCGCGCGAAGUUUGAUUCCGCAAUUGCAGGUGAGAAAAGCGCCAGGCGACCGGCACUCAGUAGGAGGCCUUCAGAGCAAAUUUCGUGAAGGAGGAAAUAUUAAAUAUUUUCAGUUCUGCCGUCAUAAAUCAUGUCAUCGGAGAAUUUUUCGGACAUGCCAUUGCCUCCUAAUUGGGAAUCUAGACGUGAUCCAGAAUCUGGGAAUUGGUUUUUUAUCAAUCAUGAAGAUAAAACAACAAGUUGGGAUGAUCCAAGACCUGCAUAUUAUGCGGCUCAACAAAUAGACCGUUUAAAUACUUAUGCAAUGGCCUUCGGUGACCGGCAAGAUUUAAUUGGGGAAUUUUUUGAUAUACCUGAAGUAUUUUCCAAGUCAUUUGAAAGUUCAAAGUCUCGCAAUCCAAAGUCAAAUGUUGAUCAUACCACUACGAAAACACAACGUGGUCGAAGUGAUACACGCAAAGCAAACUCAUCAAGAACCAAUAGUCAUUCUAAACGAAAAACUACAUCUUCCCAUCAUCAUUAUAAUCGUGAAUCAAAGUCAAGUGUUUGCUCACAGAAUGAUAGUGAAUCGUAUCAUUCAUCAACAUGUGUAUCACCAGUAAUUGAUAAAAAUAUCAAAUGUGAUUUGCUUAUCUCAAGGGGAUUAACAGAUGAUGACGAUGAUAAUAAUGUGUUUAUGAGUGAACCAGUCAGAAAAGUGAAUGUCACAUCGGAGCAAAUUGAUGAGAAACCAUUACAAAUUAAUAAACUGUCGUUAGGAAAUCACGCUGACACUGCUGUAACUAAUGUAGUUAGCAACAACCAAUCUGAAGAAGCGAACGUCAUAUCACCAAAUAAAAAGUCACCAAAUACGAUUAGCUAGUUGGAAUUGUAUUGCGAGAACUCUGCGUAACUCUUAAAUUAAGUUGCCGUAGAGUUGAAUAACAUCGAAAUUCUUUAUUGAAACUCAGAUCCACCAUAAGUUCUUCCUUCCUAACGCUUCUGUGUUUACGUAGGUGCUACUAAAUGUCGGCUCUUUUCUUGAUUUUUGUUCUGUAGCAACUUCUAUUCACUUUAAAUGUAAAUACAGAACAUUUGGUUACUUACUGUAGCUUUUAACUAAGAUUUGUCGUGAUGGACAAUUCAUCAUUUUUAAUAGGUGUAUGUCGAUCAACGCGUCAAUAGUUGCUCUAGCUUUCAUGGAAUUUCAUCCUACUUUUCUCUUCAAUAUUUAGUUAAGAAAACUUUAGUUCCUUCCAUAAUAGCUCAGUGUUCCUUAGCUUCCUUUACCUUGCCUAUACACAACUGGAUCAACAGACUUAGUCGUAUAGAGUUUUUAAGUUUCCUGCUUAGUCAUAACUUUUAAUGGUCAUCAAACUUUUCUAUCACCCGGUUUAGGAGUGUCAAACGAAGUUCACUACAUGCUGUCAAUAUCCCUCCUAUGGAUUCAUUUUUUUUUGGAUUAACAUAAUCAAUACAGAGAUCACACAUACUUCAUACAAUAAUAUACUGUUUUUCCAUUCUUAUUUUCUCAAUUGUGCAAGUUCUACUGAAAAAUGUCACUUACAUCAGAGAGUUCUGGAAUUCCCACGUUCCACUUAUCUAUUAAAGGAAUAAUUGCCAAUAUAAAACUGAAUCUUGAGAAGAAGCUACUCAAUGACUGUCGUUCAUAUGUAACAGAACUGUUUACAAUUAUUGUGGUAUAGUUUUCUUAGGCAGUUAUUCAUUAGGCUUUCGGAAAAGUUGUUAGGCCUGCUACUAGUCUACUGAACGUUCUUUGUUUGAAUUCUUUUUUGUUAAUUGAAUUUUUUCGCCUGUUUUUGAUGCAAUUCCCCUGUGGACAGUCAGAUGUACUAAACAUAUUUGACUUGUACGUGAUCAUUUGCAAAUAUGUAUCUGUCGGAGAUUCGCAUCUUACUGUAUUAUACUCUGUGGUUUGUUAAGCGUUUUGAUUUUUAAGCACUCCUGCGUAUGCAUUGUUCUACAUAUUUAUUCAUGUACUUACCGUGAGACAAAAAAAACUUGAAGACAUCACAAUUCCUAAUGGCACAGCUAACUUUGAGCCUCACAGUAGGUUCCUGGUUGAAAUGUAUAACAUAUGUGAAUCGAUAUUUGUUUCUGUGCAAUGUUUUUGUGGCUUAACAGAUCGGUAGUUAGCGACAGCGAUCGCGUCGGUUGUUUAAGGAGAAGUAAAUUGAAACACAAUAAGGAUACUCUAAUUAACUCCUUUAAACAUACAUAACAGUUUACUCUCCUUCUUUUUAGAGUAAGUUGUCAAUCGGAUCUACAAGUGAAUCAACAGAGUCUCUUCUUCCAACUCAAAAAUGUCAUCGAUACCAGGCGAUUGGUCCAAAUCCUAAUUUGCUGGGAUUACGUGUAAUACCUCAAGGUCCUAAUCCACUUCUUGUUCAUGGACCGAAUCCAGCACUUGUACGUGGUUCAAUUUAUCAACAGACCAUGUCUUCUUGUCAGUCUUAAGGUGUGGUGAUAAAUGCAUUUCUUUUCCCAGUUGUUAUUCACACUCACUACUUUAAGCAUUUUCUUCCUUUGUUUCAAAAAGUGUGAUACAUGAUUUUAUAAUUUCAAAUUUACUGCUGUUUCUGGUCACUAAACUUAUUUCUGUAUUAUCCUUCUAUAAUAUCGUUGGGGUUGUUAAACCCCCAGAAAUGAACGUGUUAUGCCUAGAUUUCACAAAUUUACCUUACAGAAAGUCAGAAUUAUCUCUUACACGCGUUUUAUCACCUCACAUGUGUCGCUCAUUUUAACAUCUUUUAAGAAUGCUAUUUUCCUAUUGCUUAGUCUUCCGUUUUUAAUAUACCUAUUUGUCUCUUCGCUCUAAGGAAGCCUACAUUGUAUGUAAAAGCAAGAGUUGCGCCCCUAGAUUUACUCUCUUCGACCGAAGUUAACUGUCUUCAAUCCACUGCUGUUUUCUUCCUUGUUUUAAGCUGAGCGGGUUGUCGGGUAUCAUAUCUUUCAUUUAGUAUCCUAAUUUCGUGCACCUGCUUAACCGUAUCCCAGAAUCUCAAUAAAUAAAGUCUGUUUCAG